AUGGAAGCUUUCAUGAACAGCAACAACAUCGAGACCAACGGCUCCUGGGCCGGUGCCCUCCCCGUCAAGCAGGGUCUCUAUGACCCCGUGAACGAGAAGGACUCUUGCGGUGUCGGUUUUAUCGCCAACAUCAAAGGAGAGCACUCCCAUCGCAUCCUCAAGGACGCCUCCAACAUUCUCUGCAACAUGACUCAUCGUGGCGCUACCUCUGCCGACCCCCGGGACGGUGAUGGUGCCGGUGUCAUGACCGGUAUGCCCCACACCUUCAUGGUCGAGGAGGCCUCACGCCUCAACAUCAUCCUCCCCGGCCAGGGCGAGUACGCCGUCGGUAACGUUUUCCUCCGCCCCGACGAGCCCCACGUCCACGAGCAAAAGUCGACCUUCGAGUCCAUUGCCCAGCAGCUCGGCCUCAAGGUCCUCGGCUGGCGUGCCGUCCCCGUUGACAACUCCAUCCUCGGACCCUCUGCAAAGUCAAAGGAGCCCUCGAUCCAACAACCAUUUGUCGUUCUUGACUCUGCUGUCCAUGCAAAGUUCGACAACAAGCUCUUCAACCGUCAGUUAUAUAUCUUGAGAAAGCAGGCCACCCACGCCAUCACUCUCAAGAACUGGUUCUACAUCUGCUCGCUCUCCAACCAGAACAUUGUCUACAAGGGUCAGCUCUCGCCCGUCCAGGUCUACGACUUCUUCUAUGAUCUCCAGAACCACAAGUACGCCACCCACUUUGCCUUGGUCCACUCUCGUUUCUCGACCAACACCUUCCCCUCCUGGGAUCGUGCUCAGCCUAUGCGAUGGGCUGCUCACAACGGUGAGAUUAACACUCUUCGUGGUAACAAGAACUGGAUGAGGGCUCGCGAGGGUGUCAUGUCCUCCGACUACUUUGGCUCCGAUCUCCAGAAGCUCUUCCCCAUCAUCGAGGAGGGCGGUUCCGACUCCUCGGCCUUCGACAACGUCCUCGAGUUGCUCGUCGUCAACGGCGUCCUCACCCUCCCCGAGGCCGUCAUGAUGAUGUUGCCCGAAGCUUGGCAGUCAAACGCCAACAUCGAGCCCGAGAAGAGGGCCUGGUACGAGUGGGCUGCCUGUCUUAUGGAGCCCUACGACGGUCCUGCCUUGAUGACCUUCUCUGACGGACGUUACUGCGGUGCUUCCUUGGACAGAAACGGUCUUCGUCCUUGCCGUUUCUACAAGACCACCGACGGUCUCAUGAUCUGCGCCUCCGAGGUUGGAACCAUGAACAUUGCCCCCGAGCGCAUUCUCGAGAAGGGUCGUCUCCAGCCUGGAAAGAUGCUCUUGGUUGAUACCUUGGAGGGUCGUGUUGUCGAUGAUCGCGAGUUGAAGCUCUCGAUCGCUGCCCGCCACAACUUCCGCCAGUGGGUCGACACCCAGAUGUUGUCGAUUGAUGAUGCUCUCGCCAACGCCCCCAACUUCGACAUGGUCGCCUCGAUCGACAGCCUCCCCUUGACUCAGGAUCCACGCCUUCCUGCCUUCAAGUUCACCAUUGAGCAACUCAAUCUUCUCCUUCUCCCCAUGAUCACCGACGGGAAGGAGGCCUUGGGCUCCAUGGGUAACGAUGCCCCUCUUGCCUGUCUCUCGACCGAGCCCCAGAUUGUCUUUGACUACUUCCGCCAGUUGUUCGCCCAGGUCACCAACCCUCCCAUUGAUCCCAUUCGUGAAGAGAUUGUCAUGAGCUUGGAGUGCUAUGUCGGACCUGAGGGCAACCUUUUGGAGAUGAACGCCGCCCAGUGCCACAAGUUGAAGCUCCCUACCCCCGUCCUCACCUUGAGCGAGAUGGAGGCCAUUAAGAACUUUGACAUCACCCGUGCUGACUGGACCACUCGUAUCAUCGACAUCACUUUCGCCAAGAGCGAGGGACCUGCUGGGUACCUUCCUUGCCUCGAUCGUAUCUGCUCCGAGGUUACUGCUGCAAUUGAGGAUGGCGUCAAGAUUGUUAUCCUCUCUGAUCGCGGUGCCUCUGCUGACCGUGUUGCCAUCUCUUCGUUGAUUGCCACCGGUGGUGUCCACCACUUCCUUGUCAGCGAGAAGAAACGUUCCCGUGUUGCCAUUGCUGUCGAGACUGCCGAGGCCCGCGAGGUCCAUCAUGUCUGUGUCCUCCUCGGAUACGGUGCCGAUAUGAUCUGUCCUUACCUUGCUCAGGAGGCCAUUCUCAAGCUUCACCGUGAGAACGCCAUCCGCUCCGAGUCCGGCCCUGAGAAGCUCAUUAAGAACUACGUCAAGGCCACCAGCAACGGAAUCUUGAAGGUCAUGUCCAAGAUGGGUAUCUCCACCCUCCAGUCCUACAAGGGUGCCCAGAUCUUCGAGGCCCUCGGUCUCGACGAGCCCGUUAUUGCUCGCUCCUUUGCCGGUACCGCCUCCAGAAUCAAGGGUGUCGGUUUUGAGCUCUUGGCCUUGGAUGCUUUUGCCCUCCAUGAGCGUGCCUGGCCCUCGCGUGAGACUGUUGCUGUUGAGGGUAUCAUCGAGUCUGGUGACUACCACUGGCGCAACGGAGCCAUCCCCCACAUCAACGACCCCGAUGGUAUUGCUAACCUCCAGGAUGCUGUCCGCCGCAAGAACGACAACGCCUACGAGGCCUACUCCCGCAACGCCUUUGAGCAGAUCAAGUCCUGCACCCUCCGUGGUAUGCUCGAGUUUGACUUCACAAAGUCGAACCCCAUCCCUGUUGAUGAAGUUGAGCCCUGGACCGAGAUUUGCAAGCGCUUCUGCACUGGUGCUAUGAGUUACGGAUCGAUCUCGAUGGAGGCCCACUCGACGCUUUCGGUUGCCAUGAACCGCAUCGGAGGCAAGUCCAACUCUGGAGAAGGUGGAGAGGAUCCUGCCCGUUCGACCCCCAAGGCGAACGGCGACUCGCUCCGUUCGUCAAUCAAGCAAAUUGCCUCGGGACGUUUCGGUGUGACCUCGUACUACCUCUCUGACGCCGAAGAGAUCCAGAUCAAGAUGGCCCAGGGAGCCAAGCCCGGUGAGGGCGGUGAAUUGCCAGGACACAAGGUUUCUGAGGAGAUCGGCAAGACGCGUCAUUCGACUCCCGGUGUCGGCCUCAUCUCGCCCCCUCCUCACCACGAUAUCUACUCUAUUGAGGAUCUGAAGCAGCUGAUCUACGACGCGAAGGCUGCCAACCCUCGCGCUAGAAUCUCUGUCAAGCUCGUCUCCGAGGUCGGUGUCGGUGUCAUUGCCUCCGGUGUCGCCAAGGCCAAGGCCGACCACAUCCUCAUCUCUGGUCACGAUGGUGGUACCGGUGCCUCCCGCUGGACCGGUAUCAAGUACGCUGGUCUUCCCUGGGAGCUCGGUCUUGCCGAGUCUCACCAGACCCUGGUCCUCAACGACCUCCGUGGACGUGUCGUCGUCCAGACUGAUGGUCAGAUCCGUACCGGCCGCGAUGUCGCCAUUGCGUGUUUGCUCGGUGCUGAGGAGUGGGGUUUCGCUACUACUCCCUUGAUUGCCCUCGGAUGCACCAUGAUGCGCAAGUGCCACUUGAACACCUGCCCCGUCGGUAUUGCCACCCAGGACCCUUACCUCCGUGACAAGUUUGCUGGAUCGCCCGAACACGUUAUUAACUUCUUCUACUAUGUUGCCGAGGAGUUGCGUACCAUCAUGGCCAAGCUUGGAUUCCGUACCAUCAACGAGAUGGUUGGUCGCACUGAUGUCUUGAUGGUCGAUGAGACCCGUCGCAACCCCAAGACUGCCAACAUUGACUUGUCGCCCAUCCUCACCCCUGCCUUCACCCUCCGCCCCGGCGCAGCCACCUUCAAUGUCCGCAAGCAGGAACACAUGCACCACACUCGUCUGGAUAACAAGUUCAUCAGCGAGGCUCAGGAUGCUUUGAACACUGGCAAGCGUGUCGAGCUCGAGGGUCGCGUCGUCAACACCGAUCGUGCUCUUGGAACUACUAUCUCUUACCACGUCUCCAGCAAGUAUGGCGAGAACGGUCUUCCCGACGACACCAUCCACAUCAACCUCAAGGGCUCUGCUGGUCAGUCUCUCGGAGCCUGGUUGGCUCCCGGUGUCACCAUCGAGCUUGAGGGUGACUCGAACGAUUACGUUGGAAAGGGUCUUUCAGGUGGUCGCCUGAUUGUCUACCCUCCCAAGGUCUCGUCCUUCAAGAGCGAGGAGAACGUCAUUAUCGGAAACACCUGCUUGUACGGAGCUACCAGCGGAAAGGCCUUCUUCAGCGGUAUUGCUGCCGAGCGUUUCGCUGUCCGUAACUCAGGUGCCACUACCGUCGUUGAGGGUACCGGUGAUCACGGAUGCGAGUACAUGACUGGUGGUCGUGUUAUCGUCCUCGGUUCGACUGGUCGCAACUUUGCUGCCGGUAUGUCUGGCGGUAUCGCCUACGUUUUGGAUGUUGCUGGUGACUUCAAGUCCAAGGUCAACAUGGAGAUGGUUGAGUUUGAGACCGUCAACGACCACGAGGAGAUUGCCUGGUUCAAGGAUACCCUCGAGGACCACCGUCACUACACCGGCUCGGCUAUUGCUGACCGCAUCCUCAAGAACAUGAGCGAGUACUUGCCCAAGGUCGUCAAGGUCAUGCCUACUGACUACCGCAAAGUCUUGGAGGCCCAGCGCACUGCCAAGCUCGCUGCUGCUACCCAGAAGACUGAGGUCGUCCCCCCCGUCUUGACUGCCGCCCCCCUGGCUGCCAAGCCCAAGCCCAACGAACCCGCCCUGGUCGAUUUGGAGGACUCGAUGGUCGACUCUGAGACGUACAAGAAGCGUAGCGAGAUGGUCGACAAGCUCCGUGGCUUCAUGAAGUACAAGCGUCGCGGAGAUGCUUACCGCAACCCCAAGAAGCGCACCAAGGACUACAAGGAGAUCUCUGCCCGUCUCUCUGACGGCGAGCUCCAGGUCCAGGCUGCCCGCUGCAUGGACUGCGGUGUUCCAUUCUGCCAGUCCAACACCACCGGAUGCCCCAUUGGAAACAUCAUCCCCAAGUGGAACGACCUCGUCUUCAAGAACCAGUGGGAGGAGGCUCUCAACCGUCUCUUGAUGACCAACAACUUCCCCGAGUUCACCGGUCGUGUCUGCCCCGCCCCCUGCGAGGGCUCCUGUGUCCUUGGUAUCAACGAGCUGCCCGUUGCUAUCAAGUCGAUCGAGUGCGCCAUCAUUGACCGUGGUUUCGAGAUGGGCUGGAUGAAACCUCGCCCUCCCACCGUCCGCACUGGUAAGAGGGUCGCCGUCAUUGGUUCUGGCCCUGCUGGUUUGGCUGCCGCUGACCAGUUGAACAAAGCUGGUCACUUGGUCACCGUCUACGACCGCAACGACCGCUUCGGAGGUCUCUUGAUGUACGGUAUCCCCAACAUGAAGCUCGACAAGGGCAUUGUCCAGCGCCGUGUCGACCUCAUGGCUGCCGAGGGCAUCAACUUUGUCCCCAACGCCCACGUCGGAGUCACCACCGACGUCAACGACAUUCGCAACCAGAACGAUGCCCUCAUCCUCGCCACCGGAGCCACCUGGCCUCGUGAUCUCCCCAUCGCCAACCGCAACUUGGACGGUAUCCACUUCGCCAUGGAGUUCUUGCAGCUCAACACCCAGUCCCUCCUCGACUCAGAGCUGAGCGACGGCAAGUACAUCUCUGCCAAGGGCAAGCACGUUGUUGUCAUUGGUGGAGGAGACACCGGAUGCGACUGCAUUGCCACCUCCCUCCGCCACGGCGCCGCCUCGAUCGUCAACUUUGAGUUGCUCCCCCAGCCUCCAGCAACCCGUGCCAAGGAUAACCCCUGGCCCCAGUUCCCCCGUGUCUUCAAGCAAGACUACGGUCACUCUGAGGUCCAGUCCCACUUUGGAAAGGAUCCCCGCGAGUACUCGAUCGUCACCAAGGAGUUCGUCUCGGACGGCAACGGCAAGGUCAAGGGCCUCAACACCAUCCGCGUCGAGUGGACGCAGGACGCCUCGGGUCGCUGGUCGAUGAAGGAGAUGGCUGGAACUGAGCAAUACUUCCAGGCUGAUUUGGUCCUCCUCUCCAUGGGUUUCAUGGGCCCAGAGGCCGAGCUCCUCAAGGCCGUCGGCGUCAAGCUCGAUGGUCGUUCCAACAUCGAGACCCCCAAGUCCAGCUACCAGACCAGCGUCGGCAACGUCUUUGCUGCUGGUGAUGCCCGUCGCGGUCAGUCCUUGAUCGUCUGGGGUAUUAACGAGGGUCGUCAGUGCGCCCGUGAGGUUGACGAGUACUUGGUCGGAAACACCCUCUUGCCCGUCACCGGUGGUCUCCAAGCCCGCUCCUUGAAGAGCUUAACCUUCCCACAACCUGCUGCCGCCGCCGCCUCCAUCUAA
Linnemannia hyalina is the source of this 6276-nucleotide messenger RNA. Lineage: Eukaryota; Fungi; Mortierellomycota; Mortierellomycetes; Mortierellales; Mortierellaceae. The record is from the annotation of a GenBank genome assembly.